UGAUGUCAUCCAUUGUGAGCUGACAGACUUUCCUGGGCCGUGAUGAACAACCCUUAGGCAAGUGGAAAGGGAGGUCAGAUCAGAAAAUUGCAAUUGGCCCCUUGACCAUAGAGAGAGAAAGACAUGUUACCAUCAACUCCUCCAAGUGGAAGACCCUGGCAGAAGUCAAAGAAGAUACUGGAUGUUCAAAGAUGCUAUCAAGCCUAUCAUUGCCCUGAUUCAACAAUGGUCAUUAGGGGCCUCCCACCUGCCAUUGAAGAACCAGACCCUGGAGUAGAACUUGGGGUGGAAGAUGGUCUACUCUGCCAACUUCUUCAUUCUCCAGAGUUUAACCUGUUUCCCAACUCGGCUGUCUUUGAAAGCAACUUCAUCCAGAUUCGUGCCCUUGGGGCUGCUUUUCAGGUAACAAAGUACAAUAAUUGGAGAAACAUCUAUGAUUCAUCUACAACUGUGGCUCUUGGUGUGACCUCAUCAGUGCCAUGCCUACCUCUUCCCAACAUCCUCCUGAUGGCCAAAGUCAAGUGGCCCAAAGGGCAAUCUCCAAAGUGGAUCUGUCCAAUAGAAAUGCCAACUAUCACCCUCAAGAGAAUUCUUCCACUAAAGUUUGUGGAGCUCCAAGUUUGUAACUGGUCUCAGCGUAUCCUGAGGGUUCGUACUGUUGCUGAAAAAAUUUACUACCUAAAACUCCACAUAGACCACCCUGAGGUUGUGUUCCAGUUCUGGGUCCGACUGUUGUGUAUUCUGGACAGGGGACUGUCCAUCACCACUAAAGACCCAAGAAUUCAUGUGCCUCACUGCCUGGUGCCCAAGGUCUGCAAAUCCUCUGGCAAUGGCCCAGAAGCAGUCGAAAAUAGCAAACCACUACCUGCUGGACCAAGCGAGAGUCUUGCUCUUCUUAUGGCCAAGGGGAUGUCUGAAGCCUCAAAGCGUCCAGCAAACUUGACCCAUCACAAGAAACCAGUCAGGACCACAGACAUCAACCUCAUGGAGAUCAUCAGAGAUAUUCAGGCAAGAAACCCAGAGCAAGAAAGUUCCUCUCAAGAAACUAUUCAAAGAAACAAAGGAGACCUAUGCUUGAGAGAUUCUUUCUCUCAUAGUAUGUGGGAAAGAGAAAAUCCCUCUGGGCUACAGUCCCUGUCUCUCCUUAGCACCUUGGCAGCCUCCAUUCAUUGCUUUGGCCCUCAGCCUUAGGAGGUGCAGCCAUGAUCGUGCAGUGGAUUUUGCAGCAGAAGGUGUGUAAUAGCGGCAGAAAGAGGAAUGAAUGGCAAAAUGAUCAGGUGAUCAAUAACAAGGAAGGCAGUUUGGAACAAGACAUCCAAAGAGGUGGCUGAUGGCCAUGGAGGGAUGCAAGAUUAGCCAGCAGAGGUGUCCAGGAACAGCAGCAGCAGAAACCUGCAGUUGUCAAUCAGCAGCAACAGCAACUGGUAACCACAGAGGGGCAGGAAUGACAGGUAACAGCAAAAGCAAUGACCAAAUAUGGAUCUCUAGAAUCAAUUAAGGCUCAAAAGGAAAUUACAACAGUGGAAAUGAACCGAACAGCAAUGGAAAAGAUGAAUUUCAAAGCUGCCUCCAGGGAUUACAAAACUAUGAAUAUCAAGGUAGACUCUUUAAAAAUUAUGAUGGAAAUCAGACAAGUGAUACUAAAAAUGGCCAAGCUACUCAA
Messenger RNA from Monodelphis domestica (gray short-tailed opossum), 1663 nucleotides. Lineage: Eukaryota; Metazoa; Chordata; Mammalia; Didelphimorphia; Didelphidae. The record is from RefSeq and is a predicted model, not a curated record.